This is a messenger RNA of Tupaia belangeri chinensis (Chinese tree shrew), 2421 nucleotides long. RefSeq names its product acylaminoacyl-peptide hydrolase (gene APEH). Gene Ontology annotation, molecular function: serine-type endopeptidase activity. Gene Ontology annotation, biological process: proteolysis. Bases 84 to 2282 code for a protein of 732 amino acids. NCBI's taxonomy places the organism in Eukaryota, Metazoa, Chordata, Mammalia, Scandentia, Tupaiidae. The record is from RefSeq and is a predicted model, not a curated record. The transcript is spliced from 22 exons.
GCCGGGCCGCCCCAGGCCCCGCCCCCGAGGCCUCACUUCCGGGUAAUAGCACGCCUCGCUUGGCCCUGGCCGCAGACGAGAUUAUGGAGCGUCAGGUGCUGCUGAGCGAGCCCGAGGAGGCGGUGGCUCUGUACCGGGACCUUAGCCGCCAUCCCGCACUGAGCGCCGCCUGCCUGGGCCCCGAGGUCACCACGCAGUACGGGGGCCGCUACCGGACGGUGCACACGGAAUGGACCCAGCGGGACCUGGAACGCAUGGAGAUUAUCCGAUUCUGCCGCCAGUACCUGGUGUUCCAUGACGGCGACUCGGUGGUGUUUGCAGGGCCUGCAGGAAACAGUGUGGAGACCCGGGGGGAGCUGCUGAGCAGAGAGUCUCCCUCGGGUGCCUUGAAAGCGGUGCUGCGCAAGGUUGGGGGCUCGGGCUCUGGGGAAGAGAAACAGUUCUUGGAGGUCUGGGAGAAGAACCGGAAGCUCAAGAGCUUCAACCUGUCGGCGCUAGAGAAACAUGGGCCUGUUUAUGAGGAUGACUGCUUUGGCUUCCUGUCCUGGUCGCACUCGGAGACCCACCUGUUAUACGUGGCAGAGAAGAAGCGCCCCAAGGCCGAGUCCUUCUUCCAAACCAAAGCCUUGGACAUCAGUGCCAGUGAGGAUGACAUGGCCAGGCCCAAGAAGCUAGAGCAGGCUGUGAAGGGGGAUCAGUUUGUGUUUUAUGAAGACUGGGGAGAAACCUUGGUUUCCAAAAGCACUCCGGCGCUCUGCGUGCUGGACGUCGAGAGUGGCAACAUUUCCGUGCUCGAGGGGGUCCCUGAGCACGUGUCCCCUGGACAGGCAUUCUGGGCUCCUGGGGACACAGGUGUGGUGUUCGUGGGCUGGUGGCAUGAGCCCUUCCGGCUAGGCAUCCGCUACUGCACCAAUCGCAGGUCAGCCCUCUACUACGUGGACCUCAGCGGGGGGAAGUGUGAGCUCCUCUCAGACGACUCCCUGGCUGUCUUCUCUCCCCGACUGAGCCCAGAUCAGUGUCGCAUCCUCUAUUUGCAGUUCCCAUCUCUGGACUGCCAUCAUCAGUGUAGCCGGUUCUGCCUGUACGACUGGUACACCAAGGUCACUUCCGUGGUGGUGGACGUGGUGCCUCGGCAGCUGGGAGAGAACUACUUCGGGAUGUACUCCUGCCCUCUGUCCCUGGACUGCUGGUCAGCUGACAGCCAGAGAGUGGUCUUCUACUCAGCUCAGCGCAGUCGGCAGGACCUGUUCGUCUUGGAUACCCAGAGGGGCACCGUGACCUCCCUGACGGCUGAGGGCACAGCUGGAAGCUGGACUCUGCUCACAAUAGACCGGGACCUCAUGGUGGCACAAUUCUCCACACCCAGCCUACCCCCAAGCCUGAAAGUUGGGUUCCUGCCUCCUGCGGGAAAGGAGCAGUCGGUGUUGUGGGUGUCUCUGGAGGAGGCUGAGCCCAUUCCCGACAUCCACUGGGGUAUCCGAGUGCUGCAGCCACCCCCAGAACAGGAGAACAUGCAGUACGCUGGCCUGGACUUUGAAGCAAUCCUUCUGCAGCCCAGCAACCCUCCAGAUAAGACCCAGGUGCCCUUGGUGGUCAUGCCCCACGGGGGACCCCAUUCAUCCUUCGUCACUGCCUGGAUGCUGUUCCCAGCCGCGCUCUGCAAGAUGGGCUUCGCGGUGCUGCUAGUGAACUAUCGCGGCUCCAUAGGCUUUGGCCAGGACAGCAUCCUCUCUCUCCCGGGCCACGUGGGUGAUCAGGAUGUGAAGGACGUGCAGUUUGCGGUGGAGCAGGUGCUCCGGGAGGAACACUUUGAUGCCAGCCGUGUGGCCCUUAUGGGUGGUUCUCAUGGUGGCUUCCUCUCCUGCCACCUGAUCGGUCUGUACCCAGAGACCUACAGAGUCUGCGUGGUCCGGAACCCUGUGGUCAACAUCGCCUCCAUGAUGGGCUCCACGGACAUCCCCGACUGGUGCAUGGUGGAGGCCGGCUUCCCUUACAGCAGCCACUGCCUGCCAGACAUCAGCGUGUGGGCCAACAUGCUGGACAAGUCGCCCAUCAAGCACGUCCCUCAGGUGAAGACGCCGCUGUUACUCAUGCUGGGCCAGGAGGACCGCCGCGUGCCUUUCAAGCAGGGCAUGGAGUAUUACCGUGCGCUCAAGGCCCGGAACAUUCCUGUUCGGCUCCUGCUCUAUCCCAAAAGCUGCCACACACUCUCGGAGGUGGAGGUGGAGUCAGACAGCUUCAUGAAUAUUAUACUGUGGCUGCACACGCACUUGGGCAGCUGAAGCCCUGCCGUCCCACAGCACCCAGCAGCCUACGCCACACUUCAGUCUCGGGGACCUCCAGGGCCUGGCAGAGCAGCGGACUGUGUGGGCAGAGGACUGUGGGCUGAGUGGUCGUAAUAAACGAGGACACAGAGCCUGG